AUGACCCAGCCUGUUCCCACUCGCCGCACCACCUCCCUCACCGGCAGCUCGCGUCUGUCGCUGAGCGUCGGCACGAAGCAGGCGCCCGUGACGCCGGGCAACGCCGCUGGCCGCCACCCCUUGCGCCAGGAUUGGUCGAUCAGCUACGUCCACCGCCCGCCAGGAGCCAAAGUGGACUAUGAGAAGGAGAUCCAUAAGGUCGCGACAUUUGGCUCGAUUGAGUCGUUCCUCCACCUCUACGCGCACCUCACCUCGCCCUCGGACUUGCAGCCCGUGACUGAUCUGCUGUGUUUUCCAAGCAGGAUUCAGCGCCCGGGUAUCUGGGAGGAGAUGCCAAACGGCGGCAAGUUUACGAUCCGGUUGCUGCACCCGGUCACGCCAGUCCUGUACGAGUCGCUCCUGUUUGCUCUCAUCGGCGAUCAGUUUGACGAGUCGGACAACGUCGUUGGAUGCGUGCUGAGCGUGCGCCAGACGGAGGACAUAUUGAGCGUGUGGGUAGAAGAGGAAGGCGACUCUGUGCGGUCUGGAGCGUUGCGAGAGGAGAUCCUCUCGUUGCUGUCGCUUCCGCCCACGACGCUGUGCGAGUACCGUUCGAACAAGGCGCUGCUUGACGCAGCGUCGUCAAUGAACAAGGUGGACGGUGCGCCCCAGGAGGGCGUGCACAACCAGCAGGCGAACCAGUCGCUAGGCUUCGGGCACCACCAGCAGUCCCAAGGCUUUGGGCAGCAGCGGUACCAGCAGCAUGGUAUGGGGCAACACCAGGCACCCCACGGUGACCGGGGGUACGUUAGGGAGCCCCGUGGCCCGAGGGACGACGCGGCGCGGACCGGUGGAUGGGGUAACGGAUUUCGCAGGGAGCAGUAG
This is a messenger RNA of Cutaneotrichosporon cavernicola, 864 nucleotides long. RefSeq lists its product as uncharacterized. Gene Ontology annotation, biological process: translational initiation. Gene Ontology annotation, cellular component: eukaryotic translation initiation factor 4F complex. Gene Ontology annotation, molecular function: RNA 7-methylguanosine cap binding; translation initiation factor activity. NCBI's taxonomy places the organism in Eukaryota, Fungi, Basidiomycota, Tremellomycetes, Trichosporonales, Trichosporonaceae. The transcript is spliced from 5 exons. The record is from RefSeq and is a predicted model, not a curated record. The coding region runs from base 1 to 864 and encodes 287 amino acids.